Molecule: messenger RNA, 1158 nt
Organism: Rotaria sp. Silwood1
Lineage: Eukaryota; Metazoa; Rotifera; Eurotatoria; Philodinida; Philodinidae
Source: the annotation of a GenBank genome assembly
AUGGACUCAUCAGUAAAAUUGAUUUCUGUUCGCCAAAUUUCUCCGCCACCAUCAGAAACUGAAAUUAUUUGGUUAUUUCAUACAUAUAGAAAUCUAUCAGAUACUGCUCAAGCUGCCGAAUGGAUUCCGUACCCGACUGAAAUAUCAUCAUCUUUGGAAAAUGCCUUUAGAAAUGGUUUUCAAGAAACGUUUAUCAAUGACACUUACCGCAUUGAUUUCAUAGAGCUGUUAGAAGUGUGCAUAGAAGAUCCAAAGUGCCGCCGGCCUAUUCGACGAUGUCCAAUGACUGUAUUUAGAGAGAUUGAGAGAAAGACAAAACUUGACCCCACUCGUUGCGAAAGAUUAUCCUUCCCAUUGAAUACGACUUUACAAUGUAGUACUGGUGUUGAUACAGCUUAUCAUGGUUCACAAUUUGUUCGUGAUUGGUUACUGAAAUUUACUAAUGGAAAACUUGAUGUGAAAUUUAAUUAUAUCUUUCCUGCUCUUAUCAACGGUUUAAAAUAUGAAGGUCGUAAGGAACCAGAAUAUAUUGUCAACGAUAUUGUACGUAUUUUGAAUUCGGCUAAAGAUGAAUCUUCUAAGAUGAAUGAAAAGAAAAGAAUGAAAAAAUUGCAAGAUUGUUGUAUAAAACUAUAUACAAAACAAUGUUAUCUCUUUCGUACUGUUAAUACUGCAUUACGUGACGAUGAUCGAACGAAGCUUGAUACACUAGGCCCCUACUGUUAUCUUGUUUAUAAUUGUAUUGGUCGUCAUAUUCAUGGUCAUCAUCUUCUGGAACUGCCUCAUCGAAACAAAUCUCAUUCGAUGACUGUAUACCGAGGUGAUAGUGUUCCACAUAAAAUGAUUGAAGAAUAUCGACAAGCAGUUGGGCGAAAAGAAGAAUAUUUCAAAUGGCUUUCAUUCGUUUCGACUUCAGCCGAUCGCAUUGUUGCCGAAUACUUUGGAUUGAAUACUUUGUACAUCAUCGAAAUUGAACGCCAUUUAUCCAUGGAUCAAUAUACUGAUUUAGACACAAAUACAUAUUUUGAGAGUGAACGAGAAAUCUUAUUAAAACCUGGAACAAGAUUUCGAGUGACCAAAGUCGAGUUGGAUGAUAUUUCAGGGCGACAGAUGGUCCAUAUAAAAAUUAUCCCAUCGUAUGUAUCAAAUCUGCGAUAA